AUGCCCGACCCUCAUUUCUCAGACCUCAUCCUCCCCCAAAAUGAACAACCCUCCAUGUCUCAGCUUAUGGCCUCUCUCAAACGCACAACACUCACAAUCCACAACCGUCUAACCAGCAUUCAAACCGACGCAGAAUUCGUAGACCGCGUAUCUUAUUCGUAUGCACCACGGCCACUUGUCGCCAAUGAGCGUUGCGGUAGCUGGUAUAUUCCUCCUGGGCGGAAAGGCGCGAGUGCGUAUUUCAAGAGUACCGAUGGUCACGAGAGAGCGUGGAAGUUUAGCACGAGAAGAUUGAAUUUGCAUUUGGUUGAAAUCAUUGAGAAGAACGAUGGUAUCAUAAUCGUCGAUUCUACUCGUCGUGGCAAGCGAAUGCCCGAUGCCCUAUCUUCCACAAUCCCCAUCUGGUGCACUGUUCUCAACCUCGCCAUUCUCCCCACACACCCUUCCUCAUCCAAACUGUACCUCCCAGCUCAUCUUCCCGCAACAACUCACUCACAAAUAUCCGCACUCAUCCCCGAAUUCGUCGCAUCAUUGAAAGCUCUCAAUCUCAACCUUCCAACAUGCCUCACCAAGCCACUGCGUCCAUUCUGGGUAACGCCUGACUCUAGUCUUCCCUCGCCAGAAGACACAGAGUCUAUAUUCGAGGAUUUCCGGCCUGUGAUAUGCUGUACGGCUAGUCGUCGUGUGGUAGGCAGUGAGAUGGACGAGGGCGGUUACAUCCAGGGUGCAGCUGACGAUACUGAAAUGUGGGCGCAUGGUCUCGAAGCGCCUUUGUUCUGGGACAACAUUGAUAAGCUUCUUGAAACACCAGAAGCAGAACUGCCGGAUCUCAUCUCUAAGCUAGUCGAUGAGCAGGCGACUAGCAAGAAAGAUGAAGGAUCUCAAAUACAGAUUGCGCCUCAUAUAUCUGUAUGCGCUUUGCCCCUCUACGCCAUGCCCAGCGAAUGUCGCAUAGCCAUAACCCAAGAUACAACACCAAAGGAUUCAUGGUUGAAGUCCAAAACAUACCUGCAAACUGGCCUUGGGAAAAGCAAGUUGGCAAGUCGAAAUCUUCGCACUGCACUGCCUGAUAUCUGUGAUUUUGCCGCCAAAUAUCUUGCCGGGGUUGAGAAACCCGAUGAACAACGAAUUGUUGUGGCAUGCGAGUCUGGAAAGGACUUAUCAGUUGGCGUGGCUCUUGCGAUAUCAUGUUAUCUAUUCGAUGACAAAGGGAAGUUGAGGGAUUCAACAAAAAAUGUCUCUUUUACAAAGACAUUGAUUAAGUCGAGGUUGGGCCUCAUCAUGACGGCUUACCCUGGCGCAAAUCCUAGUCGUGCUACAUUGCAGAGUGUCAAUAGCUUUUUAAUGGAUUGGCGGAAGUAG
Messenger RNA from Fusarium venenatum, 1362 nucleotides. Its product is annotated as tRNA A64-2'-O-ribosylphosphate transferase. Gene Ontology annotation, molecular function: tRNA adenosine(64)-2'-O-ribosylphosphate transferase activity. The record is from RefSeq and is a predicted model, not a curated record. Gene Ontology annotation, cellular component: cytoplasm. Gene Ontology annotation, biological process: charged-tRNA amino acid modification. Lineage: Eukaryota; Fungi; Ascomycota; Sordariomycetes; Hypocreales; Nectriaceae.